AUGGCCGUACCACCAGCGCCGUUUGCUCGCGGACGCGCGCAGCCGCAUCGCGCAACACCAGGCCUGGCGCGAUCAAGUCGCUUCGUCUGGUCUGCAGCUUUGCUCUUGGGGGCUCCAUUGGUGACCGCCGCGCAUAGCUUCCCCUAUGUUCCCACCCAGAUUCUCACGCCUGAUGCGUGCUUCAACCAGAGCGCGUGCCAUGCCCCAGACAUCGCUUACAUCUUCACUCAGGAUAGCGACGACAAUGUGCAGUUCCUGUCGCUGAACAUUUCGAGCACGGUUGGAACGAACACCAAGCUAAACCCCGUUACGACGAGCCUGCCCUUUGUGGGCGGAGACAAUCCGAAGAAUACGGCAUUUGGCGCAGUAAGAACGGAAGAAGGCGCUGUGCUGAUAUAUGCAGGAGAAUGUGACCAAGGGCCAGGAAACGUGUGGACGUAUGGAGAGGGAGCGGCUGCCGGGGGUAGCGGCGACGCGGCCUGGGUGAAGCACGCGACAACGUUGGGCAAAUCGCAAAAGAGCACAUCGUCAAGGGGGCCGUACUUUCUCGGGGGAACAAUUGCCUUUUCCGGGACACUGGCUCCCCUGUUGGACGAACCGACAAUAUACUCCUAUGGCGGCAUGUGUGAUACGCCGUCGGAUAGCUCGAAGAAUUGGCAAUCUGCGGCGAAUUACACCACAGGCAUGAUGAGUCUCUCUCCAGCUGACAACAGCCCUUCGUCCAAGUCGUAUGCUCAAGUCACUGCCUCAAACUCUGGGCCUAAGACGCCCAUUGCCGGCUUCAGUCUCACCGCGCUGCAAAGUUCGAUGAGCAACAACUCUGGAACGGUCACACAGCAGACCGCGUACGUCAUCAUCGGCGGUCAUACCAAGCAAGCCUUCAUCAACAUGAGUACCUCUGCUGUGUGGAAUCUCCCCGAGGAGUCAUGGUCAUACGUCAACGUCCAGCAAUCGACCGACAACAGUCCCGAUGGCGUAGAGAGUCGAUCCGGCCAUACAGCCACUCUAAGCCAGGACGGGCGUUCCAUCAUCGUGUUGGGAGGUUGGGUUGGCGAUGUGACAAAUGCAGCGGAGCCACAGCUCGCCAUUUUGGAAAUGGGCCAGGCAUACGAUUCAUGGAGAUGGACCAUUCCCAAGCAACAGCCGGAUUUUGGAGACUCUGGCAUCUAUGGACACGGCGCGGCUAUACUGCCGGGAAAUGUGAUGAUGGUGUACGGAGGUUGGCAGAUUAGCGAUUCGGACUCGUCAAGCAAGAUGAAACGACAAACCGGCGUCACCACAGCGCCGCAAUUCUUGAAUUUGACUGAUUUGACCUGGGCGACGACCUACAACAAUCCUACCCCCGCCGAGGCCGACGGCAAAAGCCCCCAUGCCUCCCCUACCUCGGCUGCUAGUUCGUCUGACGAUUCAUCCAAGGCUAAAAUUCUGGGAUUAAGCAUUGGGUUUGGAAUUGGUGGCGGCCUGGUUCUCCUUGUUUUGGUCCUGGUCAUGUUUUUCUGCUGGCGUAAGAGGCAGAGGAGGCGAGCGGCUCGUGAGGAGACAAUCAGGGGCAUGGCCCAGGAUGCCAGCAUGUUUAUCCACGACUCUGUUGACAUGACUGAGCGACCAGAUGCUUUCCCCUGGGGUUAUCGCAGCUGGUACAAUAACGGGCAGGAUCCAUAUAGCAGUAGUGGAGAUGAUCGAUCAUUGGGGUACGAGAGCCUACGCGGCUCAUAUGGCGGCUAUGCUCCUGUCGUACCAGGUGUUGCGAGGAAGCCAGUGUCUAGACAGAUUCGUGGCGGUUACAUACCGGCGAAUCAGCUGAACAGCUUUGUAUCUACUCCGGGUCAAAUCCACCCUAUCAUGGAGGAUGAGGAGGAAGACUUGGCUUAUCAGCGAGUCAACCCGGUCGAAGCCACCACACCGACGUCAGACGCAUAUUCCGAUCCAUUCCUGACGCCGACAGUUGCCAUUGCCUCAGGGGGUCUGCCAGUGUUCCAACCUCCGCCCCCUGGCCAAAGCACGGCUGGUCCAAGCACAGAUAGCCCCUUUCACCACGAUCCGGAUGUGCAAGAUUGGGUGUCUGAUGUCGACGCGGCGGACGCAAUGCUGGCCAGGUACAAUAGUACUCGAGCACAGGGCCGUAAUUCUCCCACACGGCGAAACUCCCAACGCUCAUCCGGCGCACGAGAAGAUGAUCUCCGUACGGAAUCGGCCCUAUCAGAAUCAAAUCGCAGUGCGGGAGAUGGUCUAGGUCGAUCCAGCUCCGGCCGAUGGUCCGCUAUUGUUACUGGGGGCCUCUUUGGUGGUUCAUCGGCACCGACCACAGAGCCGGGCAAGCCUGGUAGCUCCUCUUCCAGCAGCUACAACACGGCGAAAUCAGGAUUCGGCGCGCUGCAGGCAGAGGGUCCCAAUCUGCUGCUCGGCAGAUCAAGUCCAUACGAAGAUGACGAGUUGCCCAGCUCGCCGUCGAAAUCGAAGCCUCCUCGACGAAGUUGGCUUGGUUCACUGCGACGUGUCUUUUCCGGAUCAGAAUCUACUUCGGGAGACUUGUCUGUUAGAGAUAGGUCUCCUCAGCGAGAGAUAUCGACAGACAUGCUAAGCCACGAUUACGAACCCCCACUUGCAGCUCUUGGCAGUGAGCUUCUUCGAAGAAAGCAGGGGCGCCAAGACUGGGAAAGUGGUGAGGGCAGCGGUGCUCAAGAAAAUGAAUGGGAUAUUGAAAGAGCCGUGGAGAACCGCCUUGUACAAGUCAUGUUCACUGUACCCAAGGAGCGUCUUCGUGUUGUGAAUGCUGACGAUCUUGACGAUGGGACGAGUACCGAUGAAAGGCAACCUCUUCAUAUGCCACAGACGGCGGAGCUUGUUGACAUGGAUAAACGGUUAUCGAUGGCUACCCCUUCGCUUCGCAGCGGCAGCAAGCUCAGCUCUCAUCACGAUGACGAGGGCGGAGGUGUGCCUGUAGACCAAGGCGAUCGUGACGACGGCUUCUUGAGAAUCAACCAGGAUGAUUAUGAAGAUAGGAGCGAAGGAAGUGAGAGGGGCGAAAUGAUUGAAAGACCGCUUUCAGUGGUGACGGACAUGUCGAGACCGCUCUCAGUAGCGACGGAUGUCUCGUUUGCAAGAUCGGCGAGCGUUUAUACUGCGGAAGCCAUGACGUUUGAGCGUCCCAAGACGAGAGUGCUGCAAAUGGUGGACCGCAUCGAGAGCCAGAGCAAUAGUCCUACCAAGGAAGCGAGUCCGUCAAUCAGCAGGUCAGGCACACCGGGCAUACGGAGCGUUAAGAGUAAGAAAUCUUUGCGAAGUGAGGAUCUCAGACGGCAAUAA
Molecule: messenger RNA, 3306 nt
Organism: Trichoderma harzianum CBS 226.95
Lineage: Eukaryota; Fungi; Ascomycota; Sordariomycetes; Hypocreales; Hypocreaceae
Exons: 1
Coding region: 1-3306 (1101 amino acids)
Molecular function (GO): protein binding
Source: RefSeq, a predicted model, not a curated record